AUGGGCACCUUUCGAAUUCGCUGGAACCGGCGAGGCGGGCGUUCGGCAUCACGACUUUCGCGGGGCCUCUACUACCUGGUGACCGCGGCCCUGUUGGGGGCAACGUUCGCUUUUGCGGCCACCGCCACCUUCCUGAUCGCCUCCUCAGCCGCAGAUCCGGCCGUUCCGGAUCUCACGAGCCUCGAACUCGAGGCCGCCGAAGCCUUGCUCGGCGGAGUGGGCCUUCGCCUCGCGGUGGGGCAGGCGCGGUUCGACGAUCAGAUUCCCGAAGGCCGCAUCGUCUUCCAGAAACCGCCGCCCGGUUCUUUCUUCAAACGUGGGCGUUCCGUCCAGGUAUUCCGCAGCCUCGGGCCGACCCGCCGGGUGGUUCCGCGGCUUGAGGGCAGCACCCUGACCGAGGCCCGGCGCCAGAUCGAAGCCGCCGAGCUAACUGUGGGGCGGGUCGCCGAGGUGGAAAGCGACACCUAUCUCGCCGGUCGGGUCAUUGCCCAGUCUCCCGUGGCCUACACUGAAACCGUCCCCGAGACCUCGGUGUCGGUGCUGCUCUCGGCGGGGUCGGAACCCGAAUCGUUCGUAAUGCCGGAUUUCAUCGGACGGCGGUACGGAGACAUCGCGGAUGACCUGAGCCGAGGCGCGGUCCGGGUACGCGAUGUGCGGAGCGUCCCGUACCGGGGUGUUCCGGCCGGGAUCGUCGUCGAUCAGGUACCCGCGGCCGGCGCAAAGGUAAGUCGCACCGAUCGGAUCGUCCUCACCCUCAGUCGAUAG
Messenger RNA from Geodia barretti, 765 nucleotides. Lineage: Eukaryota; Metazoa; Porifera; Demospongiae; Tetractinellida; Geodiidae. The record is from the annotation of a GenBank genome assembly.